Molecule: messenger RNA, 1536 nt
Organism: Kwoniella botswanensis
Lineage: Eukaryota; Fungi; Basidiomycota; Tremellomycetes; Tremellales; Cryptococcaceae
Exons: 6
Coding region: 1-1536 (511 amino acids)
Biological process (GO): dolichol-linked oligosaccharide biosynthetic process; protein N-linked glycosylation
Cellular component (GO): membrane
Molecular function (GO): UDP-N-acetylglucosamine-dolichyl-phosphate N-acetylglucosaminephosphotransferase activity
Source: RefSeq, a predicted model, not a curated record
AUGUCUUCCGCAGAAAUCAUAUCGCCUCAGAAAUACGGUCAUCCACCACCGAUCCUUCUAACACUUACCAUCCUCCCCAUAUCGCUCUGCCUAAUCGUCAACCCCUUACUCCCACUGAUCCUUCACUCUAUACCCUCUUCCAAAUAUUCUCUUGCCAAUCCUGAUGGUCAACCGAGCUUUCCGGCCUUACAAGCUAGUUUAGGUUUCGCGUUACUGGCAUUCGUAGGAGUCGUAUGGCUCGUACCGAAAGUAUCAGAGGCGUUCAUACAGAAGGGUCUAAAGGGGAGGGAUCUAUUGAAGAAAGGUGGUAGAAUCAGUGGACCAUGGAUACCAGAAUCACUCGGAUUACCAUGUGCGAGUUGGUACCUAGCUUUAAUGAUGUUAUUCAUCCCAUUCCCUUUCUCUCACUUGUUUAAGAGUCAAUCGCCCUCAGGUCCAGAAUCGUUCCCACAGAGAGAGCUCACGUUAUAUCUCUCCUCCCUCUUAUCACUCCUCACGGCGACUUUACUAGGAUUCAUCGAUGAUCUGUUCGAUAUUCGAUGGAGACACAAAUUACCAAUACCCAUCGUAGCUGCUGUACCUACUCUGCUGGUCUAUUACUCUGUAGGAGGAGUGACGAGUGUGGUAUUGCCUAAAGGGUUUAGUGGAUGGUUAGAUACCCUUGGCUUGGGAAGGUGGUUAGAGGGGAAUGUCGCUGACCUCGGCCCGAUAUAUUACCUAUACCUAAUCCUCCUUCCUACAUUCACCACCAACUCCAUCAACAUCCUAGCUGGAAUCAACGGUGUUGAGGUCCUCCAAGCGCUCAUCAUAGCCUUAUCAGUCUUAAUUAACGACUUACUAUUCUUACCUAUCUGGUCACCUGCCUUGUUGGAUUUACUGGGAUUUGAAAAUCCCCAAAAUGGGAGAGUGUUGGAUUGGGCGAUAGGCGAGGUAGUAGAUAGACAUUUGAUGAGUUGUUAUUUCAUGUUACCUCUGAUAGGGGUAUCUACAGGUUUUUUAUGGCAUAAUUGGUUCCCCGCCAAAGCUUUUCCAGGAGAUACAUUCUGUUAUUUCACAGGAAUGGCUUUUUCAGCAGUAGCCAUCCAAGGUCAUUUCUCGAAAACCCUGAUUUUAUUCUUCUUACCUCAGAUAUUCAACUUUAUACUGAGUUGUCCUCAAUUGUUUGGUUUGGUAGAAUGUCCGAGACACAGAUUACCUUUCUACGACGAAAAGACCAAUCUCCUUAAUCCUUCUCUUGUUGUCUUCGAGUCUCCACCUCCUUUGAAGACUACAAUCGUAUUGGAAAUACUCUCUUUCCUCAGACUGGUCAAAUUGGAAUACCACCAACCUCCCAACCCCAAGAACUCGACCGAAAAGAGAUAUAUCAAAUCAUCGACUAAUCUGACCAUCAUCAAUUUCCUCUUGGUUCAUUUCGGUCCAAUGAAGGAAGACAGAUUAUGUAUGUUGGUUGGUUUCGUUCAGGUUGUAGGGAGUUGUAUAGCUUUUGCGAUUAGGUACAAAGUGGGAAGUUGGUUUUAUGGUGGUGAUAGAAGGUGA